AUGAAUAUUAUUUGGGGAGUUUUGAGUUACAUAUUUUUUAAUUACUACAUAUUUAAAGGAUGUUAUUAUUUUGUAUACUCUUUAAAGAUAUAUAAUUUUCAAAAAGAUAAAAUAAUAAAACAAAAAGGAAUUAAUUUAGAUGAUAGACCUUUAUAUCGGAAUGGGAAAUUUGUUUGCACACAGAAUAAUAUUAAGGACAAUAAAUUGUGUAAAAAAAAGGAAGAAAAAAAAAAAAAAAAAUUCCAAUUUAUUUAUACUAAUUUUAAAUCAAAUAAAAAGGAUGAAAAUAUUUCUCAAAAAAAUAUUAUUUUUCCUUUGUUAAAUUAUUUUAUUAAAUCUACAAAUGAUACUAAUAAAAGAUGUUGUAUAAAAUCUAUUUAUAAUGAUGAAAAAAAUGAAGAAUAUAUUAACGUUAAUAAUUUAGACAAAAUAAAAAAAUAUGAAAAAAAUAUAAAUAAAAAAAAUAUACAUUCUAUAUUUUUAUGUGGUGGAAUUGGAAAAAGAACUAAAUUAGCAUCAAGAAAGCAAUUUUUACAUUUAGACAAUAUUCCUCUUUUUAUAUAUUCAUUUAAUUUAUUUAUAAAAUGCAAUUACAUAAAAUCAAUAAGUUUAGUUUGUGAUUCAACAUUUUUUCCACAUGUCAUUAAAAGUAUUAAUAAAUAUAAUUCUUUAUUAUUAAAAAAAAAAAUUAAAAAUAAUUUUCUUAAAACAAUUAAUGAUCAUAUAUUAGAAAAGAAAAAUAAUUUAACGGAAAUAAAUACUGAGCAUGGCCAAGAUCCCAAUAUCUCUUUAAAUUUGGAUAAAAUAAAAGAUGAACAAAAUGAAGUGCUAACUGAACAUAAUGAAGUGCAAACUGAACAGAAUGAAGUGCUAACUGAACAGAAUGAAGUGCAAACUGAACAGAAUGAAGUGCUAACUGAACAGAAUGAAGUGCAAACUGAACAGAAUGAAGCACAUAUUUUGAAUUAUAUAAAAGAAAAUAAAUAUAUAAUAUAUGAUAAUGAAAAAAACAAGUGUAUUUUUGAUAUGGAAGAAAUAUUAAAUAAUUUAAAAGAAAAAAAUGUUAAUAAAAAAAAAUAUAAAAUAAAACCAAAAGACAUUGAUACAAAUAGAUAUAAACUAAUAACCAUUGUAGAUAGUGGAAAUGAACGAAUAGACUCUUUUUUAAAUGCUCUUAAAUUUUUAAAUAUAUAUGAAAAUAAUCAAGAAUAUAUUUAUAAUGUUUUAGAAAAUUAUUGGAAAAAUAAUCCUCAUUUAAAUUCGAAGUUUAAUAUCGAAUUCGGUUAUAACUGUUCACUUAAGGGAGACAAAUUGAAAAAAAAAAAAAAAAAAAAUGAUCAAGAUGGGAAUGGGAAUGGUGAAGAUGAAAAUGAUGGAGAUGCAAAUUAUAAAAAUGUUGAAGAUGAAAGCCUUGGUAAAAAAAAAAAAAAAAAAAAAUAUAUUACGGACAUAUUAAUUCAUGAUGGAGCCCGCCCCUUUCUUUCAGAAUUUGAUUUUUUUAAUUUAGUGUAUCAAUCAAGUUUAGGAAAAAAUGUUAUUUUAGGAACAAAAGCAACAGAUACCAUAAAAUUAUUAAAAAAUAAUAAAAAAGAAAAAGAUGAAUAUACAUCAAUAAAAAAAAAUAUAGAUCGAAAAAUAAUAUUUCAGGCUCAAACCCCACAAAUAUUUGAAAGCAAAACCUUAUUAAACAUUUUACAAUAUUUUAUAUCUCCUUCAAAUUAUAUAACUACAAAUAGUAAUAAAUCAGUUAACAAAAAUAAGCAAUUAAAAAAUACAUCACAAUUUACAGAUACAUCUUCUAUAGUUCAAUAUUUUACUAAAAAUAAAAUCACAAUAUUGCAAGCAACAUUUCCAAAUUUUAAAAUAACAAAUCCUACAGAUGUUUUUCAAUCUGUUUUUUUUAUGAAAUAUAUUUAUAAUAAUAAUGCAAGCAAUGAUAUUUAUCGCAGUUUAUUUAAAGACGAAUAUAUCAAUUCUGAUUCGAGCUAUAUAUUAACAAACCAAUUUAACAAUUUCUUUUUUUAUAAUUCUCUAAAUAAAAAACAAAAAAUUCUCUAUCAACGUUUUUACUAUAGGCAUCUCUCUAACGACGCACUGCGCCAGAUUUGA
Plasmodium yoelii is the source of this 2109-nucleotide messenger RNA. Its product is annotated as 2-C-methyl-D-erythritol 4-phosphate cytidylyltransferase, putative. Lineage: Eukaryota; Apicomplexa; Aconoidasida; Haemosporida; Plasmodiidae. Gene Ontology annotation, molecular function: 2-C-methyl-D-erythritol 4-phosphate cytidylyltransferase activity. Gene Ontology annotation, biological process: isoprenoid biosynthetic process. Bases 1 to 2109 code for a protein of 702 amino acids. The record is from RefSeq and is a predicted model, not a curated record. The transcript has a single exon.